Molecule: messenger RNA, 273 nt
Organism: Notodromas monacha
Lineage: Eukaryota; Metazoa; Arthropoda; Ostracoda; Podocopida; Cyprididae
Source: the annotation of a GenBank genome assembly
AUGACUGAGAACAGUCUUGACUCUCGUGACCUGGUUUGCGUUGGCGGCCAACCUGGUGUUCUUGCUCAUUUGCUGCCUCAUGAUCCACGGCGUGCGACUGGCAUGUUGAGGUUUGGUGAGACCGUGUUUGACAGGUGGGUGAUCGGAGCGACACCUGCACGAAAAAGUUUAGAAAACAAGCCGCCACUGGGUUGCGUCAUCUUCCCAUCAGAUAAUGCAAAUUUUAUUCCAAACUUGACUCCGAAGCGCAACUUGACCCUGUUUUUUUCGUAA